ACGUAACAUCCACCGAGUUUUCCUUUAAUAGUAAGCACACUGAUUGCCCUUACUUUGUCCUUGUUCCACGUUUUGUGGCUCCCUUGUUCUGUGGUUCAGUCCUUCACUUCUCAGUCCUCUCUCUCUCUCUCUCUUACUUUGUCUUCUUCUUCUUCUUCUUAUCGUCUCAACCUCUCAUUCUAUCUCUUUCUGUAUCCCAAAAGGUGGUUUGGCUUUUAUUCGCGGUUGCAGUUUCAUAGCUUCGGCAAUAAAGUCUCUUUUCAGCAAUGGUUAAUCCAAUAGCAGUGGCAAUGAUGGUGAUUCUCAUAGGUUGGGUUUAUAAAACCUUAAAGCCCCCUCCUCCUAAAAUAUGUGGAUCAGUAGGUGGUCCACCAGUAACAUCACCUAGAGUUAAACUCAGUGAUGGCAGGCAUUUGGCCUACCGUGAGUAUGGUGUUCCUAAGGAAGAAGCUAGGUACAAGAUCAUUGUCAUUCAUGGAUAUGGCAGUUCCAAAGAUGCAAUUUUGCCAGUCUCUCAAGAACUUAUUGAAGAUCUUGGGAUAUAUUUCCUCCACUUCGACAGAGCAGGUUAUGGUGAAAGUGAUCCAAAUCCAUCACGUUCAGUAAAGAGUGAAGCAUAUGAUAUUGAAGAACUAGCUGAUAAAGUGAAUAUAGGGAAUAAAUUUUAUAUCAUUGGAAUAUCAUUGGGAGGUUACUCUGUUUGGAGCUGCCUAAAAUACAUUCCACAUAGAUUAUCAGGAGCAGCUUUGGUGGUUCCAUUUAUAAGCUAUUGGUGGCCUUCUUUUCCAGCUAAUCUAUCAACAGAGGCCCUUCGGAUGCUACCUCUGUCAGACCAAUGGACAUUUCGAGUUGCACAUUACGCCCCUUGGUUAUUCUAUUGGUGGAUGACUCAAAAAUGGUUCCCUACAUUAACCAUGACAAGUAUUGGAAUGUCUCAUGAUGAUAUAGAGAUCAUGAAGAGCUUGUCAGACGCACCAAACACUGGCCAGGAGAAGAUAGCUCAGCAAGGUGAAUAUGAAUCAUUACACCGAGACAUGAUGGUUGGUUUUGGAAAGUGGGAAUUUGGCCCAACAGACAUAACAAAUCCAUUCCCUAACAAUGAUGGUUCUGUCCACAUUUGGCAAGGCUUUGAAGAUAGGAUCAUUCCCUAUACGGUGAACCGUUACAUCUCACACAAACUACCCUGGAUUCAUUAUCACGAGAUUGCUGAUGGAGGGCAUCUAUUUAUCAGAAAGAAAAAUCACUGUGAAUCAAUUAUUAGAGCACUUCUACUCUCAUAAGAUCUUUAAUGAGAUGUAGUGUGUGGAGUAAACCAUCAUUGGUCUAUAUAGUCCUGUGUUGUAAGUCAAUGAGAUUGCAAGUAAAUUUUGUAAGAAGUUGCAGUAUAUUUUUAAAUAUAUUUAAUGUAAGAGUUGUAUACCACGACGAUGAUGGUUUUGCUUUUAGAAAAUAAAUACUA
Molecule: messenger RNA, 1459 nt
Organism: Gastrolobium bilobum
Lineage: Eukaryota; Viridiplantae; Streptophyta; Magnoliopsida; Fabales; Fabaceae
Exons: 5
Coding region: 267-1280 (337 amino acids)
Source: RefSeq, a predicted model, not a curated record